GCCGACGGAGCCAUGAGAGAGUACAAAGUGGUGGUGCUGGGCUCGGGAGGCGUGGGCAAGUCCGCGCUCACGGUGCAGUUCGUGACAGGUUCCUUCAUCGAGAAGUACGACCCAACCAUCGAGGACUUCUACCGCAAGGAGAUUGAAGUGGAUUCGUCGCCGUCGGUGCUGGAGAUCCUGGACACCGCGGGCACCGAGCAGUUCGCAUCCAUGCGGGACCUGUACAUCAAGAAUGGCCAGGGUUUCAUCUUAGUCUACAGCUUGGUCAACCAGCAGAGCUUCCAGGACAUCAAGCCCAUGCGGGACCAGAUCAUCCGCGUGAAGCGGUACGAGCGCGUACCUAUGAUCCUGGUGGGCAACAAGGUGGACCUGGAGGGCGAGCGCGAGGUCUCAUACGGAGAGGGCAAGGCCCUGGCCGAGGAGUGGAGCUGCCCCUUCAUGGAGACAUCCGCCAAAAACAAAGCCUCAGUGGAUGAGCUGUUCGCAGAGAUCGUUCGGCAGAUGAACUACGCGGCGCAGCCCAACGGCGACGAGGGCUGCUGCUCGGCCUGCGUGAUCCUGUGAGGCGCCGGCUGCUGCCGGGCGCUGGCCAUGCUCUGUGCACAAAGCCAAACACACCCGAUUCUCUUAAUGUGAUUGUCUUCUUGUUUGAGAUUGGAGACGACUUUGUGUUGGCCGGGAUGUCCGAGGAAUCUGGCUGACUUGCGUGGCCAGCAUCCCCAGCCUUCAGCCGGGGUCCGAGGGGGUGUCGGUUCCUGACCAUCCAAGACCCUGAUGGAAAUGUGGCUCUUUACCGCGUGUACGUUCCUCAUUGAUUUCGGUUCAUGCAUAAUUUUCCCGUUUAAGUGGCCAUUAAAGCGCAGUAUUGGCUGCUUGACACCGGCAAGCAAAAGUUUCAAGCCUGAAAAAAAAAUGGGGGUGGGGAGGUGGAGGAAGUGGGGGAGGGUUCGCCCAAACAACUGUUCAUAUUCCAAGUUCUAAAUACAAGGAAGGAGGUCUGAGAAAACCAUAUGAAGGAGCCAGAGAAGGGGAAGAAACUUGUUUUUUGUUUUAUUUUUUUCCCCUUGUUUUUCCAGGAUUAUUUGGAAAUUAAGACCAGGGGUUCCUUUUCUGCCAGCUUGGAAGGGCAACCCAGGGACUGAUUAGGAUUCUGAGGAUGUCUAUGCAAAGUUGGGUUCUUGUUACAGUGUAUCCAAUCUGAAGUAUUGCACAUGUGAACUGGGACUGUUAACACUGAUGCCAAUACAGUGUGGGGUGCCAGGAAGUGUCUGCUGAUAUUUGUGGGAAAAAAAAAUCUAUUUUGAUUACCUACUGUAUCAAAGGGGAGUCUGGGGAAGAAUGGUAGUAUUUUUUUUUAAUCAGCUGUGAAAAAAUGUUAAAAGAUCUGCACAUUUUUUUUGUGUGUGCUAUUGUGUGCGUGUGCGUAUGCUAUUGUGUGUGUGUGUGCUAUUGUGUGUGUGUAAGUAUAGCAUUUUUUUUUUUUUUUUGUGGUUGGCAGCGACAGAUUUUGCUGACUAGCUUUUAAAAAUACAAUACAAAGACUUUGUAAAUGUGAUUCAGGGCCCCCAGCACCCCUGUGUCUGCAGAGUGCCUUCAAACUCAGCUGUUCCAGCCGGUGCCAACCUGUGAAUUCCCACCAUAUCCCAGAAUCUGCUGUUCUGCUGCCCCCCAAACCACUUUAAAUAUCUUCCUGAAAGAGCCAGGACAAAUGGGGCCUGUUAGUCCAUUGAGUUGCUUCAUUAAUUUUAGCUUUUUAAAUGUUAAGCCCGUGUCUGGAAAUUUUCUCCCCUUCAUUUUGUGCAAAUUUCAGGUUUUAGCUCCCCUUUCUGUUGUUAUCAGAGUGUCUGCGUUAUUUGUUGCAGGGUGUCCUCCAGAAGCAAAGAGCAGAAUUUUAUUGUUGUGAUGUACCAAGAGAAUUCUAACAAAUUGUAACUUUUAAUUCCACUCAUUUAGUCGUUGUCUCUUCAUUUUAAGACUUUUAAUACAAAUGUCAUUUUUAAAGAAACCCCAAACUAUUUGUGUUUUUGUGUUUCAUAUUCAUUGAUUUACAAUAUCUGUGAUAAUGCUGUCAGGUGGUGGUGGACAGGGCCAGAUACAUGAUGCCUUCCGGAGUUAUUUGUCAAAUUUUGAAGAUAGAAUUAUUUCAGUGACAAAUUGGGUGACAGUAUUUCCAAUUUUUUUUUUUUUAAUGGAGAAAAUUACCUAGGCCUAAGAAUCACAGGGUAUGACCAUACCAUGUGACUCCCCAGAAGAGGAAGUGUAUUGAUUCUAUGCUGAGGAAGUGCAGUGAACUUUGUUCACUGUUGUAACAAAGGGAAGAAGCCCACUGCUAAACCCUCCUGGGUCUGGGAGAGUAGCAUCCAUCUGGGAGAAUAGGGGGGUACCUUCUAGUUGUCAUGGUUCUGUUUUGUCUGUUUGUGUCACACCUCAAGUCAGAAGUGUUCUUAACUUUGUUCUCACACACAGUGUACUCAGCAAUGUAUGGAGUGCGUUACCCGAGCUAUUAUUUCAACCCUUCCAAAGUUUUUAUUUGGAACCACCUCAUUAUAUUGAAAACAAACAAACAAAAAAUAAACCAUGUAAAGAGAAUUCCCUUGCUCUCAUUAGUUUGUGGAUCAUAUUGGACCACAAUAAUUGUUUCUUUCAAAAGAAAAAAAAAUAGGAGUCAAAGUGUGUUGUUACUUUUUAUGUCUAUUUUUCUCUGUAAGAGAUUAUAGCAUUCAUAGGUUCGUGAGGCAGAGCUGAAGUCUGAGGAGUCUUAAGCCAGGAAUUUACUCCUUGACAAAGCCAAAAGAGAUCACAGGUUUCUUUAAAGUGAUAUCAAUAUAUCUUGCCUUAAUUUUUUUUUUCGUCUCCAUUCAGGUUGCAUUUCACUAUUCCAUUGGGGAGGGAGAAGAGUUUUGCCUGUCUUGGCCUUUGUCCAUUUCCCAACUCUGAUCUGAUUUCUCCAUUAGUAUCAAACACAAUGUUUCAAAGUAUAAAAAUUGAAACUGCUCAAGAUAAUGUUUUUACAAGAAUUUAUUCUUAUAUUUGAAUAAAUGUGGUUGCUUAAAUAGAUUAAAGUUGAUGCACAUUUUGAA
Messenger RNA from Cricetulus griseus (Chinese hamster), 3080 nucleotides. NCBI's taxonomy places the organism in Eukaryota, Metazoa, Chordata, Mammalia, Rodentia, Cricetidae. The record is from RefSeq and is a predicted model, not a curated record.